Molecule: messenger RNA, 372 nt
Organism: Emiliania huxleyi CCMP1516
Lineage: Eukaryota; Haptophyta; Isochrysidales; Noelaerhabdaceae
Exons: 2
Coding region: 1-372 (123 amino acids)
Source: RefSeq, a predicted model, not a curated record
AUGACGGGCAACAGGCCUGCCCACAACCAUGCCCCCAUCAACGCCAAUUAUUUUCAUUACGAGCGCUGCGACGACAAACAAAACAACUGCGACGCCAUCCUCUUUUCGCCUUGGCCCUUGCGCGCUGAGGCGCGAGGGGGCCAAGCGCCGCAGUGCGCGCUAGCGGCCAGCGGCGGCAUCACGCUCGGCAGCGGCGGAGCGGCAGCGGUCCCCAGCGGCUGCCCGUGCCAGGCGGACUCCCGCAGGGUGCCGCACGAAGGCGGAAUGGAGGGGGCCGCCGGGAGGCCAGGCAGCUGCGGCGUGUCGGCAUGGGGCCGGCUGCUACCAUCGCCAGCGACAGUAGGGGCGUCCCUCCAGGGGAGCGCGGCAUGA